Molecule: messenger RNA, 273 nt
Organism: Sungouiella intermedia
Lineage: Eukaryota; Fungi; Ascomycota; Pichiomycetes; Serinales; Metschnikowiaceae
Source: the annotation of a GenBank genome assembly
AUGCAAGAUUGCACCAUUGUCUUCCACACAGCUUCACCAUUUACUUCCAAAAUUACUAACCCUCAGAAGGAUUUAGUUGAUCCUGCUCUUUUGGGCACAAGGUAUGUAUUACAAUCGGUAAAUGAGACACCAACUGUCACCAGAGUGGUAUUAACCAGUAGUGCUGUUGCUAUGUAUGGGGAUAACAAAGAUAUCGAGUCUGCUCCCAACCAUACUCUGACUGAAGGCCAAUGGAAUACUACUUCAGGUGUGGAACAUCAACCAUAUCUGUAA